Heterotrigona itama is the source of this 1233-nucleotide messenger RNA. Lineage: Eukaryota; Metazoa; Arthropoda; Insecta; Hymenoptera; Apidae. The record is from the annotation of a GenBank genome assembly.
AUGUUUCCUUCGUCAGCGGCGAUGCUGAAGAAUCUGCAACAAAGUGCAAUGACCUCGCCUUUUUUAAUGGAGAACUUGCUUCAGAGCAAGGCGUCGCCCGGUGCGGACCUGACCAGCUUGACCUUGAACUGGGCGGCGAGUCUGGUAGCGAGACAGCGUGAACGGGAAUGCGAGGCGAACCUGAGGAUCACCAGAGAGAAAGUCUCGCCGUCGAGCGCGAAUCAGGAUCAGCUGGAUCAGCGAUCGGCCACCGGCGCACGUGGCGUUGAUCGUGCAAGCUCGAUGAUCGACUGCAGGGACCAUCAACGAGGAUCCUCGGUGAGGAUCGACCGACAGAACGAUCGGAUGCACAUUCUACGCGAGAAGGACGGCAUGGAGAGGAGCCAGAUCACGUACGUGGACGUGGACAACGAGAGGAUCGACGGCCACGUAAUCGUGGAUCGUCUCUGCGCGAUGGAGAGGCUCUGUAACGAGAGGAUCGAGAACCGAUCGAGCUCCGCAGUGGAUUCGUGCAACUCGAACGUCGACGAGGAUCUGACCAGCAUCGAGAUGGACGGAGGACUUCAAGGCGAGAGGGAAAAGGACGACGGGAUUCUAGGAGGAGGUGAACGCGUGACGGCGUUACAGCCGGACAGGCGGUACGACCUUGGAUGCAGAAACGUCAUGCACACGUCCGAUGAGAUGACGAUUCAAGGGGAGAGAGAGGUGGCGGUCGAGCGUGUCGUCGACAGGAUAGGUGAGAGAACGACCGCCUGUUCCUGCGGCGACGAGCAGUGCUUAGGACCCGCAUGCAGGACCAUCCAGGAGAAGGAGAAGCCGCAGCUCAAGUUCAGCGUCAACGCUAUACUCGGCGGCAAUCAUGACAGGCGACCGCAUUCAGGAUAUGCCGAUUCUUCGAGAAGAGUGGAAAGUAAAAUAUAUCAAAGCGAUUCACACGUACCGAAUAUCCGUAGUAUUUAUACCGGAGGUGUUGAAGCGUGCGUCAACAAGAGGUCGGGCUCAGAGCCUGGAGCUGUUGAGGAGGAGAAUUUUCAAGGACUUCCGCCGGAAGCGAUACCGGCUUUCCUGCAAAAUCUGCAAAAUUCGGCGAGUUACAACAUCGCGAAACCGAUCGCCAGACCGGCGGCUUAUCAUCCUUAUCAUAGGCCGAGCCAUCAGCCGCCUCAGCGUCAUUUACCCCCUAAUGCGCAUCACACGUUGCAACAAUUGUUCUACAGGGGACCUUACUUAACA